Molecule: messenger RNA, 281 nt
Organism: Staurois parvus
Lineage: Eukaryota; Metazoa; Chordata; Amphibia; Anura; Ranidae
Source: the annotation of a GenBank genome assembly
GCACUGAUAGGUGGCACUGGUUGGCAGCACUGAUAGGUGGCACUGAUUGGCAUUGAUAGGUGGCACUGACUGGCACUGAUGGGUGACACUGAAAGGCAGCUCAGAUGGGCACUGAUAUGCACUGGUAGGCACUGAUAUGUGGCACUGAUGGGCACUGAUAUAAGGCACUGAUGGACGCUGACAGGUGGCACUGCUGGGGCUACACUGAUCAUCAGGGCACACUGAUCAUCACUGUCAGUGUGACAGCUCGAGAGAGGAGAGAAAUGCCAAUAACCGGCAUU